This is a messenger RNA of Diversispora eburnea, 342 nucleotides long. The record is from the annotation of a GenBank genome assembly. NCBI's taxonomy places the organism in Eukaryota, Fungi, Glomeromycota, Glomeromycetes, Diversisporales, Diversisporaceae.
AUGAACCACCAACAAAGAAAAUUAAUUCCCAUGAAUACUCCGGGGUAUUCAACUCCUUCUUCGUCAACCUCAUCGUCAGACCAAUAUAACCAAUUUGGUCAAAAUUUUGUUCAACAACACGCUCAACACUCACAACAAUUAAAAAUGAAUAAUCCAGGGCAAUCAACACAUCCUCGUUAUCACAUGAAUAAUAUGGUUAAUAUGGCUAAUAUGCAAGGAGGACAAGGAAUGAUUCCUAAUUCUCAAACAGUCAUUAGAAAACGGAAUAUGGCGGAUAAUUCAACGAUUAACGUUCAACAAGCCAAGAAAAAAAGAACGAUUGACAGAAACAUCCCAGAAAAG